Apis florea (little honeybee) is the source of this 1299-nucleotide messenger RNA. RefSeq names its product irregular chiasm C-roughest protein. Gene Ontology annotation, biological process: synapse organization. Lineage: Eukaryota; Metazoa; Arthropoda; Insecta; Hymenoptera; Apidae. The record is from RefSeq and is a predicted model, not a curated record. Gene Ontology annotation, cellular component: neuron projection membrane.
UCAUUUAUAUGAUAUAUAUCUCGAAGAAAUUGUUCAGAAGGUGAAGGACAAAAAAUUGCAAUGAUUGAGAGAUGAUCGAGAGAUCAUCGAUAAUUUUUGAAGAUUUGUUAGAAUUUGAAAGAAACGGAAAAGGCAACAAAUGAAGAUGAAAGAAUUUCAUACGUAAAUAAAAUGGCACCGUUCCAUGGCAUGGCUCUUAUAUUGCUUGGAAUCGGAUACCUGUUACACGCAGAACCGCCAUCCGGUCAUCGGACUUUAGCGGUACAACGAUUCGAUGGGGAAAAGACCGAUAAAGGCGAACGGUCGCAACGAGGUGCGAAGAGGACGUAUUUUUAUAAAGACUCGCCCCAAAAAGUGGUCGCCGUUGUGGGACAAACUGUUGUGCUGUUGUGUCGUGUUAAGAAUCUGGGUAAUAGAACAGUGUCUUGGAUUCGAAAAAGGGACUUGCACAUCUUAACGUCCAUGUCGGUGACUUAUACGAGCGACGCAAGAUUUAAGAUAGUCGGCAAUCCGGAGCACGACGACUGGAAUCUGCGAAUAGAUUACGUUCAACCACGGGACUCUGGCAUUUACGAGUGUCAAGUUAAUGCAGAGCCCAAGAUAUAUAGGGCGAUUACUUUGAAAGUUUUGGAUGUGCAGGCAAAGAUCACGGGGCCCGAGGAAGUGUACGUGAAAAAGGGAAGCACGAUCAGCUUGACCUGUAUCGUGGACGUGCAAGAUAUCCCUCCGAGCAACGUGACUUGGUACCAUGCCGGUGCGAUGAUCGAUUUCGAUGGUCCAAGGGGUGGCGUUUCCCUGGAAACGGAGAAAGGUAAGAACGGGACGACCAGCAAGCUGCUAAUAACGCGAGCCCAGCUCGACGACAGUGGUAAUUACACGUGCGUGUCGAGCAAGGUCGCUCCUGCGAAUGUGAUGGUUCAUGUGUUGAACGGUGAACAUCCCGCGGCGAUGCAGCACGGUGGUACCGGGAACAUCAACAGGAGAGUGAUUUUAUUCAGCCUGGUUCUGCUAAUGGACACGAUAUUUCGGUGAAAGAAACGGAACGAAUUUCUUCAUUGUCCAUGGCUGUUCUCGUCAAAAAAAAAUCGUCAACCCGACAUCGACGAAUCGAUCGAUGGAAUCGCGUCAGAGAAAGGGAAAGAAAGAGAGAGAAAGAGAGAGGAGAGAAGGAAAAAAUUGGAGAAGUAGGUACCUACGGCCUUGAGCGCGGCCGGGGAAACCUUGCCGGGAAUACGAGGUGGCAUGAUCUCCACCGGUGCUUUCGGGAACGCGAUCUUGAGAAGGCGUUUGCUGAUCUUG